UCCUUCCUUUUCUUCUCCUUCAAAUUUUCCUUGCUCUCCUUCAAAAGUUCAAAUCCGUCGGACUCAAAAACUCUCGGACUCCGAUACUGUGCAGUGGCCCCAAACGGCACGUCGUUUUAGAGUUCCAGUUCCGCGGGAGAGGAGUCGUCGUCGUCGUCGUCAUGGAGCUCAUGUCUCAUUCCUCAACCUUUCUCCUUCCGGCGCCGUCCAAUCAAUCGCCACCGUCGCUGACGUAUGCGCUGGUGGUGCUCAACCAGAGCCUCCCGAGGUUCUCUCCAUUGCUGUGGAGCCACGCGCAGCUGCGAUUGUGUGCGGACGGCGGUGCCAAUCGGGUUUAUGAUGACAUGCCUCUGCUACUGCCUCAUCUAGACGCAUCAGAUGUUCGCAAAAGGUACAAGCCUGACGUUAUUAAAGGUGACCUGGACUCGAUCACAAAGGAAGUCUUGGAGUUUUAUGCUAAUAUGGGAACCAAGGUAGUUGAUGAGUCUCAUGAUCAGGACACUACUGAUCUUCACAAGUGUAUAGCGUAUAUAUGUGACUGGGCACAAAAGCUAGACAAGUCUAAUCUGUGCAUUUUGGUUGCUGGAGCACUCGGUGGAAGGUUUGACCACGAGAUAGGAAACAUCAAUGUGUUGUAUCGAUUCUCGACCAUUCGAAUAAUCCUUCUUUCCGAUGAUUGCCUCAUCCACCUUCUUCCACGGACACACCGUCAUGAGAUUCAUAUUCAAUCUUCAGUUGAAGGUCCUCAUUGUGGACUUGUACCGAUUGGGACUCCAUCUGGAAGCACUACAACUACCGGGCUUCAAUGGGAUCUAAAUGAAACAGAGAUGAAGUUUGGUGGUUUGAUAAGUACUUCAAAUCUUGUCAAAGAAGACAAAAUAACAGUGCAAUCUGAUUCAGAUCUUCUUUGGACUAUAACCAUAAAAAGGCCGUAGUGCAGUGCAUUUAGAGAUGAGAAGCAAAAGCCACAGAUGUCGCAAUCCUUUCUUGCACUGUCAUAGUUCCUUGAGUUAGCAGUGUUUAUAGUUUGAAAUCUAUCACCGUCUAUUCUUCCACGUUACCCCCCUCUUGAAGUCCUUCACGGUCUCUGUUCGGUUAGAUUGCAAUUUGUAUUCUAUUAGCAUCUCUAUCACGUCCAAAUGUCGCAUUAUCUUUUCAGAUUCUUGUCUAUGGUUAAGAGUCAUUAUUUGCAUUUGUUUGAUUUACA
Messenger RNA from Rosa rugosa (rugosa rose), 1207 nucleotides. Its product is annotated as thiamine pyrophosphokinase 1. The transcript has 6 exons. Gene Ontology annotation, molecular function: ATP binding; thiamine diphosphokinase activity; thiamine binding. Bases 162 to 935 code for a protein of 257 amino acids. Lineage: Eukaryota; Viridiplantae; Streptophyta; Magnoliopsida; Rosales; Rosaceae. The record is from RefSeq and is a predicted model, not a curated record. Gene Ontology annotation, biological process: thiamine diphosphate biosynthetic process; thiamine metabolic process.